Hevea brasiliensis (rubber tree) is the source of this 1830-nucleotide messenger RNA. RefSeq names its product rust resistance kinase Lr10-like. The record is from RefSeq and is a predicted model, not a curated record. Bases 1 to 1830 code for a protein of 609 amino acids. Lineage: Eukaryota; Viridiplantae; Streptophyta; Magnoliopsida; Malpighiales; Euphorbiaceae. Gene Ontology annotation, biological process: protein phosphorylation. The transcript has 2 exons. Gene Ontology annotation, molecular function: ATP binding; polysaccharide binding; protein kinase activity.
AUGUUCUGGAAAAGACUUGUAUUUGCAGGCUACUUUGCCCUUGUUGUACUCCUCGUACUCCAUGUACCCUGUAGCGCCAAAAGAACUUAUCUCUGUGAAAAUCCUUCUUCUUGUGGCACUCUCAUAAACCUCGCCUACCCUUUUCGAUUUAAAGACGAUCCACCAGGGUGUGGUGACUCUAACUAUGAACUGGUCUGCGAGAACAACCAACCCAUUCUGAACUUGUACUCUGGAAAAUACUACGUCAAGGCCAUCAAUUACAAUAAUUCAACAAUCCGUGUAGUUGAUGUUGGUGUUCAGGAUGAGAAUUGUUCCUCACUUCCACUAUUUACCUUAAACUAUUUCAACUUCAGUAGUCAAGAUCCAUAUGAGCCGUCAUACAUUUCAGAGGAUGUAAUGUUUGUGAGUUGCGAAAGUCCAGUGGAAUCGGCUGAUUACGUGGACACUGCUCCUUGUGUCAACGGAAACCAUUACCGAUAUGCUCUGGUGGGCAUUAUGGCAGCUUCAGCACUUGAAGACUUGUGUACCAUAGAUCUAAUGUCUAGGACAAGUCCGCGAGGGCAGUUUAGCAUUAGGAAUCUUUCAUAUGCGGACGUCCAUAAAGGUCUUGCGGUUGGUUUCGAGCUUUCAUGGUUUCCCAUUCGAUGCGAAGAGUGCAGGGGCCAAGGCCACUGCUCUUUUGAUAAUACUACCAAUGUUGUCAGGUGCUCUCAGCCUUCAUUGCUCCUAGCAGCAAAAUUUCUGUGCGGGGCUCCAAUUGUCUUCAUUUUUCUGAUUUAUAAAUGGCGAAGGAGACAUUUAUCAAUGUUUGAUUCUGUUGAAGAGUUUCUUCAAAGUCACAACAAUCUCAUGCCAAUACGGUACUCCUACUCACAAAUUAGGAAGAUGACUAAUAACUUCAAGGACAAAUUGGGAGAAGGAGGCUAUGGUUCUGUAUAUAAAGGGAAGCUUCGAAGUGGCAACCUUGUUGCAGUUAAGAUGUUGGGUAAAUCUAAAGCAAAUGGGCAAGACUUUAUCAACGAAGUGGCUACCAUAGGGAGGAUUCAUCAUGUUAAUGUCGUGCGACUAAUUGGGUUUUGUGUUGAGCGUUCAAAACGUGCUCUUAUAUAUGACUUUAUGCCCAAUAGAUCCCUCGAUAAAUAUAUCAUUUCUCAAGAAAAUUCUCUUUCUCUAAGCUGGGAAAAAGUGCAUGAGAUUUCUCUAGGAGUGGCUCGUGGCAUUGAAUACCUACAUCGAGGUUGUGAUAUGCAGAUUCUCCAUUUUGACAUUAAACCACACAACAUCCUUCUUGAUGGGAAUUUCACACCCAAAAUUUCUGAUUUUGGGCUAGCCAAAUUGUAUCCGGCUAAUGACAUCAUUGUAUCUCUCACAGCAGUAAGAGGAACAAUAGGGUAUAUAGCACCAGAAUUGUUCUACAAAAACAUUGGAGGCGUCUCAUACAAAGCCGAUGUUUAUAGCUUCGGUAUGUUGCUAAUGGAAAUAGCUGGUAAAAGGAAGAACAAUCCAGUAACAGAAAACUCAAGCCAAACCUACUUUCCUUUUAGUGUUUAUGAUCAAGUUCUUGAUGGGAAGGAAAGAGGGAUUGAAGAUGCCACAGAAGAUGAAAAGAAAAUAGUAAAAAAGAUGGUUAUGGUUGCAUUAUGGUGUAUACAAGUGAAUCCCAUUGACCGUCCUCCAAUGCAUGAAGUUGUGAGGAUGUUGGAAGGAGAAUUAGAAAGCAUACAAAUGCCCCCUAAGCUUUUUAUGUUUCCUGAAGAAACAUUGGUAAACGAUGCUGGAGAUGAUACAAAUCCAAACUGUUCAUCAUCUGCAUCCGUGUGGGAUCUAUAG